UUAGUCCCGGUUUUCUGAUUCCGGUCGCGAAACUCGAGAAAGAUGGGCUCGUCGCAGUUGUUCGUUGGAAUUUCGUUAGUAAUCGCGGCGUUGACCCCUGUGGAAAGUGCCGUCAGUCAGGAACAAAUGGAGAAAAUUGCCAAGAGUAUGCGGAACGCAUGUCUGCAAAAGAUCGACACGACCGAAGAGCUAGUCGCAGGAAUAAAAAGGGGAGAAUUCCCGGACGAUCCUAAUCUCGAGUGUUACACGCACUGUAUCAUGAAGACGAUGAGAAGCUUCAAAAACAAUGAAAUCGACUUCAAGAUGGUAAUGAAACAAAUAGACGCGUCGAUGCCCCCUGACAUGGCGCCACGAGUGAAGGCCGCGGUGAGGCUGUGCAAAAACAGAGAGUACGACACUGAACCGUGCAAAAUGACCUACCAAUACACGAAAUGCGUCUACGAAGCGGACCCAGAAGUGUUUUUCUUUCCGUAAGCGAACGAAUGUGCAACCAAACAGUCGCUACACGAAAUCGUUUUCAGAAAACAAGAACCUCACGGAAGAACCAACCGAACGAUAACCAUAUUAGCUUUGUACAUUUAUUUUUAUGAAAUACA
Messenger RNA from Dufourea novaeangliae, 596 nucleotides. RefSeq names its product general odorant-binding protein 72-like (gene Obp5). The transcript has 5 exons. Gene Ontology annotation, biological process: olfactory behavior; sensory perception of smell. Gene Ontology annotation, cellular component: extracellular region. Gene Ontology annotation, molecular function: dibutyl phthalate binding; odorant binding. Bases 43 to 474 code for a protein of 143 amino acids. The record is from RefSeq and is a predicted model, not a curated record. Lineage: Eukaryota; Metazoa; Arthropoda; Insecta; Hymenoptera; Halictidae.